AUGAGCACCGGUCGUGUCCAUGACAGCCUGGAGUCGGCGCAUGCCGAGCUGACUCGUAAGUCGCCGAACCUGGCGGCGGUCGUCGAGCACCAGCGCAUCGCGCUGGAUGCCCUGCGGGAAGCGCCGGCCUCAAGUUCGCGGGCCGGCUCUCACGCCGAUCCCCUGGCCCCCGUGGCCGAGACCAUUUACUCGGCGGUGCUGCAGCCGGGCGCCGCGGCCGACGGCCAGCCGAUCCUCGACCGGAGCGCGCUGGAGAUGACGCACUUGCUGCUGGCGCGAGAGGCCAUCCAGGCGACGGGCGCCGACCUGGCGGCUCCCGGCGCCGCGGCCGCCACCACCGCCCCCGCCGAGGCGUCGGCCGGCGUGGAGGACUUCGACUCGGCGCACCUGGCCCUGCUUGCUGGGGACUUUGGGGCCGGGCUGACGCAGUUGCGCGAGCGAGGUGUCGGUGGCCAGCCGAUUUCGACGCAUGCGCAGGUGGCCAUCCUGGCCGACUGUCUGUCCACCGCGGGGAGAGGCGUCUUCAAUCCGGUGGCCGACCCGGCUUUGGGCGCCCUGCUGGUCGAGGAUCUGGGCCGGCUUACGGCCGAGUAG
This is a messenger RNA of Fonticula alba, 594 nucleotides long. RefSeq lists its product as hypothetical. Lineage: Eukaryota; Rotosphaerida; Fonticulaceae. The transcript has a single exon. The coding region runs from base 1 to 594 and encodes 197 amino acids. The record is from RefSeq and is a predicted model, not a curated record.